UUCAUAGUGAAAAAUUAAAAUAGAAAAAAAAUUCAAGAAAUGAACAAUUUACACAAAAUUCUUGAACUUUAUUGUGAAUUACAACUAGAUUUAAGUUUUAAUGAGCCAAGAAUAACAAAGAUUUAUCCACAAAAUUACGGCGACGAUGAAGUAUUGAAAAUUUUAGGGGAAUUUGUGUUUCCUUGUUUUAGAACGAACUCACCGACAAAGACAGAAAAGACAACAAAUUCCCCAACAAGUUUCUCAUUCGUACUCACAAAUAUAAAUAAACAAUAUAAAUAUGGAUUUUGUAGACAAGACGUAACAUCUGGUAAUGUAACGAAUGCUAUAGUUAUACUCACACUGCAUCCGUGGCAUGAUAUAUUCCUCAAAUUCCUCAAUGUCUUGUCAACAUUAAGAAAGAAAGUCACAGAUCGUCAAUUUGACUCGUAUUUAAAUUAUAUUAAUAGAAAAAGUCUUCCGGAUGAGCAUAAAAUGAUAAAUUUCAUUUUUUCUGAUGGAAAUGGAAUUAUUUUGCAAGAGUUUUGCUUCAAACGACCACUUUCGAUUGCACUUCCGUCAAUUCCUGAAAAUCACAACCUAAACUUGUUCUAUAACUACAUAGAACCAAAGACAAUGAUUGAAAUUUUUGCUGCACUUUUAACGGAACGUAGAAUAAUUUUUUUAUCGAAUAAUUAUGAUAAGUUGUCAUCAUGUGUACAGGCAUCAUGCUCACUGCUAUAUCCAAUGUAUUGGCAACAUAUCUUCAUUCCAUUGUUACCAUUCAAAUUAAAAGAUUAUUUACUAGCUCCGAUGCCAUAUUGCAUUGGAUGUCCAACGAGUGUCUUCAAUCUUGUACGUAAAGAAGAAAUUGGUGAUGUUGUGCUGAUUAAUUGUGAUACAAAUGUCAUAACAUCGCCUUUUAAUGACAUUAGUGAUUUACCACAAGAUAUUUUGAGCUUUUUGAAGAAAAAUUUGACUGGAUCGUCGUGUGAUUUGCGUGGUGAUCGAAUUCCGAGAGUUUUUCUCAGUGCUUUAGUUCAGAUCAUUGGUGGAUAUCGUGAUGCUAUCAAAUAUACAGAAAAAGGAUUAAAAUUCUCAAAUGAAACAUUCAUUGAAUCACAAUUGCCGCUAUAUAAGACAUUUGUGCAGAAAAUUGUUGAGUUACAAGUUUUCCAGCAGUUCAUCGAAGAGAGAUUAAUGCUCAUGCAGAGCAAUUCGGAGACUACCGAUAUUUUUGAGAUUGAAGUUGAGUUGCAUGAGGCAAAAAUGGGCAAGAAAAUGAACCAAUAUAAGGAAUUUAUAAAGAAUAUUAAAGGAAAAGCUAAUCCAGCUGUUAAGAAUGCUGUUAAGUCGGUUAAAGACACAUGCAAGGAAUUCAAGCAAAAAAUGCGCGAGAACUCAAGUCGUGAAAAAGACAAAUUCAGACCCGAAAAGACAUAUAUUCGACGUCUCGAGCCAAUUGAGUCAUUACAAAUUUACGAAACUAAAUUUUCAAGCACAUUUAUGGAAAGUCCAUCAACCAGCAGUGGAUCAAGCUCAUCAGAUAUGAACAUAUUACAGGAACUUGAGGCUCAAGGAAUUCUAAAUUCGUCAUCAUUAACGUCAUCGUCUAAGGACAGUGAGACUGUAAAAGAGUGCAAUUUAAUCGAUUUAAGUAGUGACGGUUCGUGUGAUAAUAUUGCCAAAUUCAACCAACUAGCACUAAAUAACGAUAAGACAAUGAAUAAUAGUAAAACAAUUGAGAAGGACCCAUUUGGAAGUUCUGAAUUAUUAAGCGAUGUAAUGAGUGAAUUGUAUAAAGCGAAUAAAAAUAAUUGGACUACUUUUGAAUAACAUAGACCAAAUAGAAAAUUUGUUCUGCAUUUUUAUUUUUAAAUCCUAACCUUAGAUCAGUGCUGCUCAAACUUUUUUCAGCC
Messenger RNA from Chironomus riparius, 1898 nucleotides. The record is from the annotation of a GenBank genome assembly. NCBI's taxonomy places the organism in Eukaryota, Metazoa, Arthropoda, Insecta, Diptera, Chironomidae.